Gossypium raimondii (Peruvian cotton) is the source of this 4604-nucleotide messenger RNA. RefSeq lists its product as uncharacterized. The transcript is spliced from 5 exons. The record is from RefSeq and is a predicted model, not a curated record. Lineage: Eukaryota; Viridiplantae; Streptophyta; Magnoliopsida; Malvales; Malvaceae. Bases 944 to 4000 code for a protein of 1018 amino acids.
CAUACCCACCCCAGCGCAGAGAAAGAUUUUAUUUUCUUCGCUUUCUCUCUGCAACAUAGCGACGUCUUUGUUUUCAAAACUUCCGUUUAAACUUUUAAACAACGCCAUUUUCCGGCCCUUUAUCUACUCUACCAAACUCCUUUUUUCCCGUCUAGGCUUAAUAUCAAUGCGGCGUGGUUUUGAUCUUUCAUUUUCGAUAUUCUGAAAUCGCCGAUUACCAACUCUUCAGUCUCUCGCUUUAUUUCAGGUUUUGAUCUCAUUUUAUUUUUCUAUUAUUGAUUUUAUUUUGUUUAUUUUUUUCUAUUGUAAUCUUCUCCUUGCUGAGUUUAUUUUUUGCUGAUCGAUUUUCUCCGGAAAAUAAUUAUGAGAAAUUGGUAAGCUUUGUUGAUUUAUGUAUUUUUGGUGGUGCAUGUAGUGGUUUCCCGUUCAUUUCACUUUUAAGAUUUUAGUCUUUAUAUUGUUAUUAUAUUGCUUAGAUUACAGAUUAAUAUAAGUAGGUUUUGAUUGUUGAAAUAAUUGUGGUUUAUGUAUAUUUUAUUUUUGUGUUGUUAAUUCUCAUUGGAUUGCUGUGUUGGCUUUGGUAAUUAGUAGAACUUAUUUAACUUUAAUUCUAAUUAUUCAUCCCUUUCGAGUGUUUCCUUGUAAUAAUCAGUGAAAUUCAGCUAUCUGUUUUUAAGUUAGGGAAUUGGUAAAUCAGACAAUUAUAACUUGCUGGUGAUUAGAUCGAAAUAUAUAAUACUUGGUUGCUUGUGCCUGCUCUCUUUGCUUAGUAUAGUAAGUUUAAUUCAUGUACUUUGGUUAUGAGUUAUUUUUCCAGUAAAGAAGUUGCUUUCUUGCUUAGGGGAAACAAGAGGUAGGGGGGAAGUAAGGGGAAGGGGUAUGUUGUUGGUUGAAGAUGCUUAAAGAACUUGGCUACAAUAUAUAGUGCUUCUUUGUGAGCAAAAUGGGUGAUGCAAUGAAGAAUAGUUUUCCUGGAGGUUGUCCUGAGUUUGGCGCAAUCUUCAUGUCGAACAAUGCAACGAAAAGAGAAUGUUUAAGAAGAAAAGUUUUUGCCCUCCCAUAUUCGCAGUACCACUUUGUGAAACAGGUUAAAGCCGGGAUGAUUCUUUUCCUGUUUGAAUUUGAGAGGAGAGAACUGCAUGGUGUGUUUCAAGCAUGCUCUGAUGGUGAAAUGAAUAUUCUGCCUCAUGCAUUCAGUUCAUCAGGGAAGCAAUACCCUGCACAGGUAAAAUUCAUCUUUAUGUGGAACUGCCAUCCACUUUCUGAAAAUGAAUUCCGUGAUGCUAUCAGGGAAAACUAUUUCUCCAAAAACAAGUUUAACUUUGGACUGUCCGAAGAUCAGGUCCGAAGGCUUCUAUCAUUGUUCAAUUUGAAGAGGAUGAAAGAUCAGGCACCUCAGAGGUGGUUGACUGGAAGUAAAGUUGCAAGGCCAAGUGGGUACUCUACAAGUAAAACUAGAAGACUAGUUGAUAACUCUCCAAUGAAUAAUCAGAUGCCACGUGAAUGUGGUGUGGACAACCAUCAUGGACUAGAUAUUUCCACCAUGCACCAAGGGGACUCUUUCUAUAAUGAUGACAGACAAACUGGCGAUGGCAGAUUUGGAACAUACACGGAUGUUGAAUAUGAGCAUAAAGCAAGCGCCUUCUUAAAUGAGUGUUUUCGGGAUCUUAUGGGUAAAGUUGAAGGGAACAUGGUUUCUGGUGAAUAUGCCAGAAGUGACAGGGUGGACACUGAAUGGAAAACUGGUAUGGAGCUACAACCAGCAGUUUCAGCUGGGUAUUCUUCAGGUAAUUUCAGAAGCAUUUCCAAAGAUGUUAGGUUUGCAAAGAGUGAUAGAACUGAAACAAAAUGUUACAAGGAUGAUGGUUUUGCACCAACCAUCUCAACCGCUUAUCCUACUUCUUUUCAAUCUAAAGUUAAUCCACUGGUGUAUUCUAGCAAACAUGUUCUAGAAACGGGUUCAUUUAUUGAUGAUCCAAUUAGGCCAUCCUCAGCUUUCCUUCCCUCAAUGGAGAUGCAAAACUCUAAUGUUAGUUAUCCAAUGAAUUUUGAAGAUUCAAUUGUUACUAAUAGUCUUCCUUAUGAACCUGAUGUCCCUACCAUGAAUCAUUGGGGCUCCUCAUAUUCGGGGUUCAGUCAGGAGCAUGCUUCAUUGCAAGAAUAUGCUAAUCAUGAUAGUUGUGUUGGUCAUGUCAUUGGUACUUCUAAAAAUCAAUCGUUUCCGUCAUUGUUAGAGACUAGGAGGACAGUCAUAACCUCUGAUGUCAACUCUGGUUCUGGGGGGUUUAUUCCAUUGCCUUAUUCUAAUUCAUAUGAAUGCUCCAGCAGGACUAGCCUGCAAAGGCCUGACUAUUUAGAUGACCUAGCAGCUGACUACUCUAAAAAAGAAUGCUGUGGAGAUCUCUCCCUUCUGAAGCCCUCUUUAGCACAUGUUACUUCUGAAAUUAGAAAUAAUGUCAGGAUCAGUGAGCAUUCAUCAUCUUAUAGAACCAGUCCUAGCAAGUUUCCAUCUCUUACCUUUUCUGACAGGUAUCCUACAUCCAUACAAGACAGAUAUGAUUUUCAAGUGCCAGAGCGUGAAAGUGAUAAUGAAUUUGGUAAUGUUGGUUUUAUGUUUAAAGAGUGCCAGCCCCACGGUGAAUCUUUUUAUAAUGAUAACAGAACCAUUGAAGAUGGGAGAUCUGCAAUAUACAAGAAGGUGGAAAAUGAGAACAAAGAGGGCCAGCAGCAUAUUCAUGAACCAGUAAACGUGGACUACCAUGAAGUUACUUCAUUGUGUCCUUCUCCAUAUCAGAAUUCUAAUCGCCAGAAGAAAAGGAGCGUGUUCUCUCGCUUGGCUUUGCCUCGUAAGAGACGUGAACCAGAAAAUAACACCCCUCUUAGGACUGCUGACAUUGAUAGGCAUUCUUCAGUUGAUGAAGUCAUGGACAUUCUGCAUCGAAGCCGUAAAUAUUGGGUGAAGACAAGUUGUAAGCAGUUACUUAAGCACAAUGAUGAUGCUGACAACUUUAGGGAUAAAAAACAGGUCACCAGGAAAGAGGGCCCAGCUAUGAUGUCAAAGGAGAUGAAUGUGAAGUCUACAUCAUUCAGCAAGGAGAAUAGCAACCAAAAACAGGUCACCAGGAAAGAGGGCUCAGCUAUGAUCUCAAAGGAGAUAAAUGUGAAGUCUACAUCAUCCAGUAAGGGGAAUAGCUGCCAAAAACAGGUCACCAGGAAAGAGGGCUCAGCUAUGAGCUCAAAGGAGAUAAAUGUGAAGUCUACAUCAUUCAGCAAGGGGAAUAGCAGCCAAAGACCUGGAGAGUCAACUUUUGUUGAUUUUAAACGUCGUAGUGCAGUGAGAAAGAACCUUGAAGAUGGUAAGAUUAAGACCUAUUGUGAAACUAUGAAGGAAAAGAGUGCACCAGCCGCCCAAUGUAAAAAGAGAAAACUGAUUAGGCCAGACUUCCGUGAGAAUGAGUCAUCUGAUCUGGGCGUAUCAGUUGAUGCUCCCGAACUUGUAAUAGUGGCUUCAGCAGAUUGUUCUGUCAACAAAAAUGCUGAAAGUAUUAGGAUUUCUGUUGUCGAUGUAAAUGAAAAGGAUUUAUUGCAAAAUGUUAAAUUGCCAAAUGCUGUCUGCCAGACUGCUGUUAAAGGCAGCAACAGUGACAAGGAGGGAAGUAGCUCUAACUCAGAGCAGUUCAGUGCAGAAAGCUUUCUUGCUUCAGGAAGUGCUGAUGAAGGUGGAAAAGAAUCAUUGAAAAAUCAUUGCACCUCAAGUAUGACUUCAAUCUCUUGUGGGGACAUGCAUGUUGAUAUUAAGCAAGCUAUGACUGCUAUAGGGAUAGAUGGAUUUUCUCAAGACCGUAAUUAUGCAAGCCAUUCUACUUUUGAGUCUUCUCCAAAACUCUGUGAACACAAUGAUGGUGAUGGAGCUGCAAAGAGCGAGUUUGUUUACAGUAUUGAACAGAUGAACGACUUGACUCCUGUUGGUGGUGAGAUAUCCGUCAGCACUCUGAACUAAAGGCGUGAUCCGAGCGCCAAAUGAGAAAGGCCCUCCUGUGGAGGCUCGUAUUAAUGUACAUAUCUUUGCAGAAAUGGGACUCUCCUGACAUCAAGUAAAAAGCCAUCUUUUGGAUUUUUGGUAAUAGAGAAUGUGUCAAACUUUUGGAAGCCACCAACUGCUUCAACCUGCAAGAGUAAUGGCAUGAAAUGCAUUAUAAAUGUUAAAUGUGGAAGUACUUUCUACAAUCAUUGAAGGGUGAAAGCUGCAGAAACGCAGCGACAAGUUUUUUCGCAGCAGCCAUAACAUGAUCAUCAUCAGGUAACAGAACUCUGAAGUCAUAUAUCAUGAGUAUGUGCUUCCAUCUGUGAGAAUCAUGAGAAACAAACAAAGCUUUACGGUUCAUGCCAGUUAGUUACUCUUUUUAAUCUUGGGAUUUUGAUCAAACAUGCUAACAAAGAUUGUGAAUUUUUGUUUGAAGACAAUGCUGACUAUUACUUGGGAAAGUUUUCUCCUUUUUGUUUGGUGGAAGUAGUUUGUUUUGUAAGAGAACAUUGGUGGCAACCAUGACAUGUUUUCAUUUCGUUAUAGGAAAAUGUCUAUUCCAUAGGACCGAUCGCUAUUA